Exophiala viscosa is the source of this 981-nucleotide messenger RNA. RefSeq names its product acyl-coenzyme A:6-aminopenicillanic-acid-acyltransferase. The transcript has 2 exons. Bases 1 to 981 code for a protein of 326 amino acids. Lineage: Eukaryota; Fungi; Ascomycota; Eurotiomycetes; Chaetothyriales; Herpotrichiellaceae. The record is from RefSeq and is a predicted model, not a curated record.
AUGAAUGACCCAAUUGUCAAAACAGUCUACUGUACUGGUAGUCCGUACGAAAUUGGAUUUACCCAUGGCAGCUCAGUCUCGGCAGAGGUGCACCACAACGUUGAUAUGUACACAUAUUUCUUCGGAGAAACAGCAAAGAUCACAUGGCAACAAGCAAGAGAGCGGGCCGUCACACGAUUUCUGCCCACCAUUGAGAGACAAUGGCCCGAGAUCAUUGACGAGAUGAGAGGUAUUGCCGAGGGUGCUGGCGGGGGUCUGACGCUGGAAGACAUCGUCACGCUCAACGUCCGCACUGAGAUCGCUUUCACAAACUACACCGACGGCUGUACUUCCCUUGGUCAGAGUGGUGGAGGCAAGAUGUUUCUCGCUCAGAACUGGGACAUGAUACCCGAGCUCCAGGAGGGGAUGGUACUGCUGCACAUCAAACCUCAGGGAUCCGAGAUUGCGCUGAGAUUUCUAGGCGAGGCUGGCAUCGUUGGCAAGAUUGGCAUGAACAGCGCAGGGUUUGGAUUGUGUAUGAAUGCUCUUCGUUCCGCAGCACUCAACCCCAGCAACAUGCCUGUGCACGUCAUGUCGCGGCGUCUGUUGCAAUAUGCCACCAGUUACGAUGCCGCCGUUGCAAUCAUCAGAGAAUUCGGCCUUGCCAGCUCGAUCAAUUACGUCCUUGCGGACAAAAGCGGCAAGUUUGCUGAUAUCGAAUGCUCGCCCGUGGGCACUUUCCUUAUCAGGCCUGAGAAUGGCUUUGUGGCACACUCGAACCAUUUUUAUGGCCUAGGUCGGCCAUCGACGCUAAAAGAUCAUCCUGCUGCUGACUCUCUUACGCGACUUGCGCGGAUACGCGAGCUGUCUGAAGAUGAUAUCCGUCACCAGGUGGACACAACCUUCAAAACUCUUAGGAGCAGACUUUCGGACGAGCAAGGAAGCCCGCCGGCUAUUUUUGACGAGCUGUACUGGGCAGGCUACGAUUGGGAGACCUUGUGA